AUGCGCUUUCCAUUGCUGUCAUGGCUGGUACUGUCCUGUUCGCUGCUGUCCUGUCUACCACAAAAUGUCGAGGCGGACCUGACAGCUACCAUCGAUGAGGAGUUACCCAUCGACUCGGUCGUCACCACCAUACCACCUCACGUCUACAACAAUCUAAACCCCGAACACGUGAUGGUCGCCAUCUUGAACCAGAAGACGCCGCCGGCGAGUUAUUUUAAGAUUGACCAAUCCACGCGGACGAUCAGUGUGGCCAGGAGAAUCGACAGGGAGGAGAUUUGUGACCGGCGCUAUCAUUGCCAGGUACAGUUCAACAUCGCCAUCCAAUCAUUGUCUCAAGAGUCGAGCGCGUUCUCCAACAUUGAAACGGUCAAGGUCAUCAUUAACGACAUUAAUGACCACACGCCAACUUUUCCGGCAAGGGAAGUUACUCUAGAAAUCUCAGAGGUCGCCAAGGUCGGGACGGAGCUCAAAAUCAGCGGUGCCGUGGACCGUGACGCCGUCCCAGAGUUCCAGGUCCAGAGCUACAACAUGACCCCGGUGGUGGCCAUCUUCAGCAUCCACCCCACCAGCCACCCCGACGGCAGCAGCACCAUCAACCUCCGCCUGGAGCGCGAGCUGGACCGUGAGGCCGCCGAGUCCUUCACCUUCAACCUCGUGGCCUACGACGGCGGCAGCCGGCCCAAGAGCGACUUCCUCAAGGUCAAGGUCAUGGUGACGGAUGAGAACGACAACACGCCCGUCUUCGAUUCGCUCAAGUACCAGUGGACGGUGCCGGAGACCGAACCGGUGGGGGCGGUGGUUGGACAGGUCCGAGCUCUUGACAAAGAUGGCGGCUACUUCGGGACGGUCAAGUACCAGUUCAGUUUGGCCACCCCGCCGGCCAUCAAAAAUCUACUGGCCCUGAACGCCACCAGCGGGGAGGUCAAGGUCGCCGGGGACCUGCGGGAAGCCCGACGGUCCGGGCCGCUGUUGGUCUACGUGGACGCCAAGGACGGGGGCUACCCGCCCCGGGUCAGCCAGACCCAGGUGCUCGUCGAUAUCAAGAAAUCCGGAAACGACCCCCCGAAGGUGAAGGUCAACACCGUUCUGGCGGGGGACGCCACGGUGGUGUCGAUCCCGGAAUCGGCCGUCGUCGAUUUUUUCGUCGCGUUCAUCGACGUGGACGAUGACGACGAAGGAGCCGCCGGCGAGGCCGACUGCCGGCUUUUAUCCGGCAACGAGUUCAAGCUGAAGCCGGUGGCCCGGAAAGGUUACACCCUCCUGGUUAACAGGCCGGUGGACCGUGAAAAAAGAGACUCUUACGUCAUCGUCAUCUCGUGUAUGGACAGGGCGCCGAAUCCUCUGGAGACGCAGGUGUCCUUGACCGUGAACCUCACCGACGCCAACGACAACGCGCCGGUGUUUCAGCAGCAGGUGUACAACGCGAAGGUGACGGAAAACCUUCAGGACCAGUUCGUCAUCCAGGUUUCCGCGAAAGACGCGGACUUCGGCAUGAACGCCGAGGUCUUGUAUUCCCUCCCCUCGGAGGUUCGCGGAUACCUCAAGAUCCACCCGCGGUCCGGCAUCAUCACUACCGCCAACAAACUAGACCGAGAAAAAAACCACAGCCUUUCCUUCGAGGUCUUCGCCGCGGACAAGGGAGACAAACCCACCACGGGCACGGCUCAAGUUUUCAUCACGGUCGCGGACGUCAACGACAACGCCCCGCAGUUCAACGUCUCGAGUUUCAACUUCUCCGUGUCCGAGUGGUCAGCCAACAACAGCUUUGUCGGUCAGCUCAACGCUCAUGACGCGGAUUCGGGUAGAAACGGGGAGUUAUAUUUCUACUCAAACUCCGAAGCGACCUUGCCGUUCCACGUUUCCAAAAACGGAUCCAUCUUCCUGAUUGGUCAAAUUGACCGCGAGGUCAAGGACACCUACUCUUUUAACGUGCUGGUUUCUGACUACGGAGACAACCCGCAGACCAGUUCCGCUUCAGUGGAUAUUAAAAUCAACGACGAAAACGACAACGAGCCUUUGUUUCUUUUCCCCACGUCUAAAAACCACACGGUUUUGAUCUCGAAUUUUCCAGAAACGGGAACUCUCCUCGGUCGCGUCAUCGCUUACGACCUCGAUCAAGGCGAUUUCGCGAACCUGCGUUACACCAUUUCCGAAGGCAACGAAAAAGGAUUUUUCACCAUCGAUUCAGUAACCGGUGAGAUAAAACUUCACAAAACAGAAUCUUUGGGAAAUCCCGCAGAUUACCUACUUUCAAUUUCUGUUUCCGAUGUCUCGAAAACGCCGAGAAAUUCCACAACGCAGUUAAAAAUCGAAGUCAACUUCGCCAACAGUACGGAAACACCCGAAGAUAAACGAGAUCAUUACGUAGUCAUAGUCGGUGUCAUCGCCGGCGCUACCUGCCUUCUGUCGAUUAUAAUCGUCAGCGCCAUUUUAGUUCUUCUACGUUCGGACAUGCGCAGACACGCAAGGGCGGGCUCGCUGUUUAAAAACAAAUUCAUUCAGGGCUGCGGUCAAACGGUGGCCGUGGAUACCACGCUGGUCACUGCGUUCAACGACUGCAGCCUGCCCAAAGAGACCAAAGAGGAGAACUACAGCCCGGUGAAGAAAAGUUUUGACCAGCAGAAGAAAGUCAGUUUCAACGUCAAGGACAAUCUGGAAGACAGUUCUGAUUCUAGACAAGUCAAGUCGCUGGGCGAUAAAACGAUUUACCAACCAAAUUGUUCAGACGACAGUGACGCGUCGUUAGAGUCUGUGACGUCAGACAGUGGACGUGGUGCCAGUGACGAUGACAUCAGAACAAAUAUGACGUCAGGUUCGCUGUUAGAGGUCGCUCGUCAUUACAACAGUAAUAAGGUCAAGGGUCACAGCACACACAUGAGUGCGCCCGACAUACACAGCGGUGCUCCAGUUCACACUUACAACGGCCGACUACACACGAACUCUCCUGGCAUGAGCACGUUCAAAUCCGGCCCGCCAUAUGGCACGCACCUGAUGAAUAAUUCCUUUCCCCGGCACUCGCGGGGAAAAAUUCACACGACACCGCCUCGGCGACCGCCUCACGUUUUGUCUACACUGAUAGACGAGGAGACGGCAAGCAGCACAUCCGGUAGCUACACACUGAACCACGAUGACGUUCUGGAUGAAAUGAUGCGACGAGACUUGGUCGUGUGACCUAGUUUUAAGUUAACCUCGAUAUACGAGACGCUGAAUCGGAAGCUGUGUCGUUUUCUGCAGACGUGUUGUUUACCACGAGCCGCGGUUGAAAGUUGAAACAGAUACGCCGUGUGAACUAAUGAUAGGCGGACAAGCACACAGUCACACACUGGCUAUAAGCACCAAAACAAGUUGACUUAUUUAUUUCACUGAAGCAAGAAGAUUGCUGCUAUAAGAGUUUUGGGUCCUUGUGUAUUACUCGGGACUUAUGACUCAUGGAGUUCACCAAAAAAAAAUAAAACUGGUGACUUUUUGCUAUAUUUAAUACAAAAUUAAAGUGGGCAGUUUCAUUUAGAGAAGUGUCAGUACAUCGUGCGCUGCAUUACAAGUCAAAACUAUGCAUUAAGGGACUAAGAAUG
Physella acuta is the source of this 3572-nucleotide messenger RNA. Its product is annotated as protocadherin-7-like. Lineage: Eukaryota; Metazoa; Mollusca; Gastropoda; Physidae. Gene Ontology annotation, molecular function: calcium ion binding; cadherin binding; beta-catenin binding. The record is from RefSeq and is a predicted model, not a curated record. Gene Ontology annotation, cellular component: catenin complex; plasma membrane. Gene Ontology annotation, biological process: homophilic cell-cell adhesion; cell migration; multicellular organism development.